GCAUACUUGUCAUGUUGUAAUAUUUUUCUUUUAAAGUCUGAUUUCCCAGGACUACCGCUGCAUGUAUUCCAGUUCCGUGGUUUAAGUUUCGAGGACAUACAGUAGGGUGGUUAGUUCUGGUUUUUACCGGUGAAAGAUUGUGAACAAAUAGGCUGUUAGUCAACAGACGAAACAAAACAGAUUUUGAAAUAGUCACACAAUGCAAGCACAUGAACUGCUGAGACAAUUGCGACUACCUGAGUUUGGAGAGGUCAGGCAGUAUGUUCAGACUCUUCCUACAAACACACUCAUGGGCUUCGGUGCCUUUGCUGCUCUCACAACAUACUGGUACGCCACAAGACCCAAAGCUCUGAAACCGCCAUGUGACCUGGCCCUGCAGUCGGUGGAAAUAGAGGGAGGUGAUUAUGCUCGAAGAUCAGUGCUUCUUGACAGUGACCAGUCCUUGGCGUUCUACUACAGUGAUGCCAAGACAUUGUAUGAAAAUUUUCAGAGAGGCUUGCAUGUUUCAAAUAAUGGCCCCUGCCUGGGAUCCAGAAAACCAAACCAGCCAUAUGAAUGGAUAUGCUACCAAGAGGUGGCAGACAGAGCAGAGUUCCUGGGAUCUGGAUUAAUGCACAGAGGACACACACCGACACCUGACCAGUUCAUUGGAAUUUUUGCACAAAACAGACCUGAGUGGACAAUUGCUGAACUUGCGUGCUACACCUACUCCAUGGUGUCGGUCCCACUGUAUGACACCCUAGGAGCCGAGGCCAUUGCUUACAUUAUCGAAAAAGCGGAAAUCUCCACAGUAAUCUGUGACACACCUGAGAAAGCCCAGCUUCUUCUAGAGUACGCUUCUAAAGGAGUGCACCAGUUGAAAACUAUCAUCCUCAUAGAUGUUUUUGAUCUUGAUCUGGUGGGGCGAGCAAAGAAAUUGGGGGUUGAAGUUGUCAGUCUGAGGGAAAUAGAGUCUGUUGGAAAGGUAAACCGGAAGAAUCCAGUACCACCAAAGCCAGAUGAUCUGGCGGUUAUAUGUUUUACCAGUGGAACCACAGGAAACCCCAAAGGAGCGAUGCUUACUCACGCAAACAUUGUAUCCAAUGCAGCUGCUUUUAUCAAAAUAACAAAGACGUCCUACUGUAUAAGCUCCAGUGACACUCAUGUGUCCUAUUUACCUCUUGCACAUAUGUUUGAGCGGUUAGUACAGGUUCUACUUUUGUGCCAUGGAGCCCGGAUAGGAUUUUUUCAAGGUGACAUCAGACUUCUCAUGGAUGACCUAAAGACGUUACAGCCCACCAUAUUUCCUGUAGUGCCCCGUCUGCUCAACAGAAUGUUUGACAGGAUAUUUGGACAAGCCAACACCCCUUUGAAAAGGUGGCUGCUGGACUUUGCGACUAAGAGGAAGGAAGCAGAGCUGAAAAGUGGAAUUGUGAGGAAUGACAGCGUGUGGGACAAGCUCAUCUUCCGCAAAGUACAGGCUAGCCUGGGUGGUAAAGUACAGCUCAUGAUAACCGGAGCGGCUCCCGUCUCUCCAACAGUUCUGAGUUUCCUCAGGGCUGCCCUGGGCUGCCAGUUUUAUGAAGGCUACGGGCAGACUGAAUGCACAGCUGGGUGUUCGAUGACAUUGCCUGGAGACUGGACAGCAGGUCAUGUUGGACCACCAUUGCCAUGUUGUACUGUCAAGCUGGUUGAUGUGACGGAAAUGAAUUACUUUGCUUCUAAAGGGGAGGGAGAGGUUUGUGUGAAAGGGGCAAAUGUAUUUAAAGGCUACCUGAGGGACCCUGAAAAAACGACCGAAGCUCUUGAUGAAGAUGGUUGGCUGCACACAGGAGACAUUGGGAAAUGGUUACCGAAUGGCACUCUGAAGAUCAUUGACAGAAAGAAGCAUAUCUUCAAACUGGCCCAGGGAGAAUACAUUGCACCAGAGAAAAUUGAAAACAUUUACAUUCGGAGUGAUCCUGUCGCUCAGGUGUUUGUCCAUGGAGACAGUCUGCAGGCAUGCCUUGUGGCAAUCACAGUGCCAGAUCCUGAGGUUUUGCCCAGCUGGGCUAAGAAGAGAGGGCAUGAAGGCUCAUUUAAAGAGCUGUGUAAUAACAAGGAAGUGAAGAAUGCUAUCUUGGAAGACAUGGUGAAACUGGGAAAGGAAGCCGGUUUGAAAUCAUUUGAACAGAUUAAAGAUAUAGCACUUCAUCCAGAGAUGUUCUCCAUUCAGAACGGCCUGCUAACUCCAACACUGAAGGCAAAAAGAGGGGAUCUGAGAAACUACUUUCGGGAACAGAUUGAUGGUUUGUACUCCAACAUCAAGAUGUAACCGGCUGGAUUCAAUGGAAGAGCAGCAGAAAAAGCCAGGAAGAGGCUUCACAUCGACCAUCGGUCAACCAGGAAAAUGAACAAAAAAAAAACCAACUUAAACAAUGUUUUAAAAAAUAUUAGCCCUGCCCACAAGACUGGAUUGGUAUGGUAUAGGAAUUAAUUUAACAAUAGGACCAGAAAAGGAAAGCUGCCUUAUCAGUUUAUUGUUUAUACUUCAAGCCUUACCCUGUCAACGACGUUAUGUGUUUAAAAUACUGGUAUUUUAGUUGGUAUAUGGGUUUAUCAACAGUAACAAGCAUUGCAAAAUGUUACACUCCAUCCAGAUCAACUGAAGUUGAAUAUUUCAUGUAUUUGGUUGUCAGUCACUGCCCAUUGUUACCAGAUUAUUUUUAGUAAUGGGCUAGAUUCUCAAAGAUAUUACUCCAAAUUGUAAUUUGUGGAAUUAUCUGAAAGAAUAAAAAAAUACCAUUGCAAUUCUAAAAUGAAUUCCAAGUCCCCAAGUUAAAAGUUUUUAGUUAAAUCUGGUUUGAGUGUGUUUCUCCUUUUUGAAAAAAAAACAUGCUAUUAUUAUUAUUAUUAUUUGUUUAUUUAGUAGGCGCCUUUAUCCAAGGCGACUUACAGAGACUAGGGUGUGUGAACUAUGCAUCAGCUGCAGAGUCACUUACAACUACGUCUCACCUGAAAGACGGAGCACAAGGAGGUUAAGUGACUUACUCAGGGUCACACAAUGAGUCAGUGGCUGAGGUGGGAUUUGAACCGGGGACCUCCUGGUUAUAAGCCCUUUUCUUUAACCACUGGACCACACAGCCUCCUUAAUGAUGAUUUGGAGUAAAUAGCUUUAAGAAUUUAGCUCAUGAGCUCAAUUUUCUUUUAAAAAUACAAGAUUAUAGUGACCUAUGGAGUGUAACAUUUAUUUUUUAUAUCACUUGUACAUGUUUGUGAAGGGAUGGGUUCUGAGGAAUAUGAGACACUGCAGUGACCUUUUAAAUGUAAUUUGAAUGCCAUGUCUGAUCCUUGAUUCAUUGUAAAUAUAUAUUGAAAUGUGAUUUUUGUACUUUUAUUCUGUAUGCUAAUUUAGAAUAUUUUAUGACACCUGGAAGUGUAAGUUAUGUAACUGUGGAGGAGAAGAAAAUGAUACCAUCAAGGCAUUCCCUAUGUUAUAAAAUAUGAUAUAUGUUAUUAUAAAAUAUAUAUAUUUAUAUAUUAUAAAAAUAUAUGUAUAAAAUAUUUUGGACCUGUUGAACAGCAAGGGAAAUGCUCCAACAUGUCUGAUGCAAUAUACAAUGGAAUUUACUAGUCCGCUUGUGUUGUUUUAGUGACGGAAUUAAUAAAUAAUAAUAAUAAUAAUAAUAUUUAUAUAUAUAUAUAUAUAUAUAUAUAUAUAUAUAUAUAUAUAUAUAUAUAUAUAUAUAUAUAUAUAUAUAUAUAUAAAUGAAUUACAAUCCAUCUUGCACUGGGAUAAAUCAUUUACAGUUGGUCCCAUUAAUGUCAUAAAAAAGCACAGCUGCUGAUUAAUUAAUUUGUUAAAUGAAGAUUUAAUGCUAAAAUGUGACGAAAGACAAAACUGUAAUUUAUGUCCUAUUUCGUUUCCAAAUGGUUGCUUUAAUGUAUUGUCUUUGUGUUAUGUGUUAUAGAAAUAACUGCCAACCUACCAAAUAAACAUUAUUUUUGGUGUGUA
Messenger RNA from Acipenser ruthenus (sterlet), 3973 nucleotides. Its product is annotated as long-chain-fatty-acid--CoA ligase 1-like. Lineage: Eukaryota; Metazoa; Chordata; Actinopteri; Acipenseriformes; Acipenseridae. The record is from RefSeq and is a predicted model, not a curated record. Bases 200 to 2293 code for a protein of 697 amino acids. Gene Ontology annotation, biological process: long-chain fatty acid metabolic process; long-chain fatty-acyl-CoA biosynthetic process; very long-chain fatty acid metabolic process. Gene Ontology annotation, molecular function: arachidonate-CoA ligase activity. The transcript has 22 exons. Gene Ontology annotation, cellular component: endoplasmic reticulum; membrane.